AUGGCCACCACCUCCAUCGCCUCGAUGGGCGGCCUGCUCACCUCCCCCAUCGUCCUCGGCGCCUCCCUCCUCGCCGUGCUCGUCCUCUACCUCGCCGUGACCGGCUCCUCUUCCUCGGCCGCUGGCAAGGACGGCAAGGUCCAGCAGGAGCCGGCUGGCUUCCUCGUCUACUGCCGCUUCAUCUACGCCAACUUCAUCAAGCCGUUCCAUACCCCGUCCUCCGCCGGCGCCCCCUCGGGCCAGCAGCAGGCGCUCGAGAACUUCUACCAGACUCAGGUACUUCCACAUCAUCGUCAUCACCACCGACGGCGAGACAACGGCGCCCCCGCACCUGACGGCGACGAGACUUAUGAUAGACUGGUGUUGACGCUGUGUGAACAGGCUUCCGUGUACGAUGCGACUAGACGCCGUCUGCUCAGGGGCCGAGAGGACAUGCUCGGCCUCCUCGCGGCGCAGCUGAGACUCAAGAUGGCCUCCAAGGACCACAAACCCGUCUGGGUUGACGUACGUCUUCUUCUUCUCUUUCUCUAUCUUUCUCUCUAUUCAUCUUUUCUAUCCCGCUAA
Molecule: messenger RNA, 564 nt
Organism: Trichophyton benhamiae CBS 112371
Lineage: Eukaryota; Fungi; Ascomycota; Eurotiomycetes; Onygenales; Arthrodermataceae
Exons: 1
Coding region: 1-564 (187 amino acids)
Source: RefSeq, a predicted model, not a curated record